AUGACGUCGUACGGUUCCUCCGGCGGCGUAGAGUUCGCGCUGAACAAGCGCCACAUGCCGCGAUCGCAGGUCGAGGCCGUCCCGAUCGAUGACGUGGAUAUCUCCGAUGACGACUCGUCCUCGAUCAACCCGUCGUCGCUGCGCGCCAACUUCCUUCCGCCAAACCUCGACCUCCCCGCGCUCGACCCGACCACCAUCGACCGCUACGGCUCGCUGCACGACAGCUCCCCCUUCUUCUCGCCCGUCUUCGCACACCUCCCGUCCAUCCGCCCGGACAAGCUGCACGUCGCUUCGGAAGACGCCCAGACCCUGCGCCGCAAGCUCAUGCGCGACUCAAACAUCCUCAUCAUACAGGGCGGCUAUUCGGGGAAGACGUUCAUCUACGAGCGUCUGCGCGACCUUGGCGUCAAUCUUUACAUCCUGGACGGGCCGGACUCGGUAUGGAAGAAGGCUGCGGAGGACGGCCUCAUAGUCGACUUCAUCGAGCUCGACUUCACCGACAACGACACUAUCUUCCCGCGCGCCAUGGACGCCAUCGUGGACGCCGGCCUGGACGUCCAAUUCGACGCCGUCACCACGUACUAUGAGGACGCCGUCGCCCUCGCCGCACGCAUUGGCACUGCUAUGGGGCUCACCGUCAACGACGUCGAAGCGUGCGACCGAGCGCGCAACAAGCGCCGCACAAGGGAAGUCAUGGCCGUCGCAGGCUUGCCUGUACCGCUCUUUCAAAAGGUUCUCGGCGAGGAGGAUAUCCCGCGUGCUUGCGAGCAUGUUGGGUUUCCACUCAUUUUGAAGCCGGUCUAUGGCGCCGCUUCUAUGGGCGUGACAAAAGCGCAUAGUACCGAAGAAGCUGUCGGCGCCUAUCGCAAGCUCUUUAAGACGUUCGAUGUCAAAGAGGAUACCAUCUGGGCGCAGGGCACCGAGAUGGUUAUUGAAGAAUUUUAUGAUGGUGAUGAAUUUGAUAUUGAUAUCUUGCUCUCUGACGGCAUCGCGGUCUAUGCCAAGGUGUCGGACAACUGGGCCUGCUGCGACCCGUGGUUUCAGGAGACCGGCACCAAUUGCCCCUCGCUGUAUCCUCAGGAUAAGCAGAACGAGCUGAUCAAGCUGGCUGUUGACUCCACGCUGUCGUUAGGGUUUAAGUAUGGUUCCUUCCACGUCGAGUGCAAGUACACCUCUCGAGGGCCGCGUAUGAUUGAGGUGAACGCACGAAUGGGAGGAGUCUCAGUACGUGAUGCCAAUUUAAUCGCAUGGGGAGUGGACCUCGUGGAGGAACAUGCCAUGGCCAUGCUCAAAAUCCCAAUCCGGCCACUCUUUGAAAAGCCACUAAAGUACUUCGCCGAGUCGGCCAUCAAUGCGCCCUACUCGGGCACCAUUAACACCGACAACUGGUUAGAUUUUGCUCUUGAAAACCCCUUGGUCCAUAAGAUUAGCUACUUUAAACACAAAGGGGAUGUUGUGGUUGGGCCGAAGGACAGUGUGCCCGAUUGGAUGGCGGAGAUCAUCGUUGUCAGCGAGGAAAACCAGGAAGAAGCUAUCAAACUCAUUCGCUCAGUGAUGAAGAAGGCCGAAGUCCCGAUUACUGCCAAGGAGUUCGAAACCGAACGGGCCUUUUUCUUCCCAGACUAUGCGCAUCCAUUUUGCUAA
Chondrus crispus (carragheen) is the source of this 1644-nucleotide messenger RNA. RefSeq lists its product as hypothetical. Bases 1 to 1644 code for a protein of 547 amino acids. Gene Ontology annotation, molecular function: metal ion binding; ATP hydrolysis activity; ATP binding. The record is from RefSeq and is a predicted model, not a curated record. Lineage: Eukaryota; Rhodophyta; Florideophyceae; Gigartinales; Gigartinaceae. Gene Ontology annotation, biological process: carnosine biosynthetic process. The transcript has a single exon.